Messenger RNA from Durusdinium trenchii, 3939 nucleotides. The record is from the annotation of a GenBank genome assembly. NCBI's taxonomy places the organism in Eukaryota, Dinophyceae, Suessiales, Symbiodiniaceae.
GUGGAAGAGGCCAUGUACAUGAAGGCUUCACCCCGUUUGGACUUCAUGCUGAACACCAACAGCGCCCUGGACCCCUUCAUGGUCACGAAGGUUCAUCGUCUUCUACGACUCAACAUCAUCGUCGAAGGCGACGCCGUCGACAUCAUCCAGACGGUGAUCCGGACGGUGAUGACGGAGGCGAUGGCUUUGAACCUGGUGAAGAAGAAGCCAGGACUGAUGAUCCAUGCCUUGAACCGUCAGAAGAUGGUCGGAGAUCACAUCUCUCUGAUCGACUUGGUGGCAAUCACCCUGGAGGCAAGGGACCCGGACGUGGCAACCAACCUGGAGGUCACGGCAGGCAUGCAGCCUGGUGUCAAGUACCGUGGAGGAGCUCCUCCACAACCACCGGUGUGGCACUACACCAGUGGGGACGUUCGCGCUUUUGAACGUUUUGAGAAGAAGGUCAACAUUUGGGCUCUCCAGGCCAAGCACUACAUGAGCAGCUCCGAGGCCGGACUGGCCCUGUACACAUCUCUGAAAGGAGAUGCUGAGGCCGAACUCGAGUACGUUGACAUCGAGAAGGUCUACAGCAGAGAUGGAGUUCAGUAUGUGCUUGACCAGCUUCGUGGUCCCUUCCAGGAGAAGCCCGUCUACAUCAAGCGGCAAUUCCUUUUUGAGUAUGAACAAGUCUCAAGAACUGCAAACGAGAGCAUGCGCAACUACACGAACCGAUAUCGCCGCAUAGAAGCAUCACUUCGUUCGGUGGGAAUAGAUGUCUCACUGACAUACGACCAAGAAAGCCGCGGCAGCAGGUUGUUGGACAGAGCCAAACUGUCACCAGAGGCUCAACGGCUCGUGUUAGUCGGCACGGGCCAGCGGCUCGACUUCGACUCGGUGAAGAGCGCAUUGCUCAUGCAGUACCCCGAGCACAAGGCACCUCCACCUCUUUUUGUCCAUGGUCAACUUCAACACCGGCCAGGCAAGGGGCCGAGCUAUGGCAAAGGAGGAGGCAAGAGUUUUGGUGGCCAAUCAGGCCAUGGUUUUGGACAAGCACGCAAGGGCAAUGGCAAGUUCACGAAGAAGGUCUUCCAGACCACAGCCGAGAGCAAUGCAGAGUCGGCUGAACAAGACGAUGACCCUGGCGAUGAUCUCAACGCCAUUGAGGAAGAAGACCAAGAAGGCGAAACUGCUGAUUUUGAUGAACCGCCACCAGAAGAGUUAGCGGUUGACAAUGAACAACCAGAAGGCGACGACCCCGACAUCGACAACCUGACCCAGGUGCUCACUGUGACCGCCAAGAAAUUGGCAGCAAUCACCUUGGGAAGGAAGUGGUCAGGGCAGCCCUCAAAGAGCAUAGCAGAGCGGAAGAAGACCAGCUGCUGCGCCGUGUGUGGCCAGAUGGGUCACUGGAGCGGUGAUUCAGAGUGCCCUGGAGCUGAAGGAACAACCACAAAAGGUGGCAAAGGCAAAUCCUCGAAGGGGAACGCCAAAGGCUCCAAGGGUGGCAAUGGACCAUCGUCGAGCGGCAAAAAGGUGUUCACUGUCAGCUAUGGCAACGGGGUGGACCAUGACGUAGAGAAUCUCCUUGAAGAUGAACCUGCAAGUUCACAGUUUGUCCUCACCAACCAUGUCCUCAUGAACCACAUCACCCAGUCAUGUUUUCUUGCAGCCACUGAAGCCACGGGGUAUAUGAUCAUUGACACGGCCUGCCAACGUUCAUGCUGUGGGUUGGAGUGGUACCAUGAACAUGCUCGUCACCUCGGCACUUUUCACCUCCACCCCUUUGAGAUGUCCAAAGAAGAGAUUUUUCAAUUUGGUUCAGGCAGCCCUCUCAAGUCCAAGACCCUUGCAAUGCUGCCUUCAGCCUUCGAAGGUGCGAUUUGCCUCGUUUUGGGAUCGUAUAUUUUGGAGACCUCAAUACCUUUUUUGGGAAGUCUCGCAACCAUGAACAAGCUCAGAGCCGUGAUCGACCUCCCUCAGCAAGUUGUGUUUUUGAGCAAGUUUGACAUGUCAGUGCCUCUUGCAGUUGUCGGUCGCCACCUCGCCACGAAGAUCACACAAUUUCCCCCAAAACCUGAAAGACUAGCAGUGUGGGCCAAAAUCACAGAAGUUGGAUUCCUUGAUCCUGAAGUGAAUCUACCGCCCUCCGUUGUCCAGAUUGCUCAAGCUCGCCGGGACGUCACCUUGCUUGACCGCAUCCUGCCUGAUGCCGGGCUGACACUUCACACGGCAUCGAGACUCAACAUCGUGGACACCGAGAAGGAGCCGGACGAGGACAAGGAGACCUACAAGUUGGGAGCUCGCACCAAAGCUGCCGCAAAGACCAAACCAAAGACGAAGGCUAUGAGCUCGAAGGCGGCUGCCAUCGAGUACAAACAGCGGCAGAUGGACGAGUGCCAGAUGGAAGUGGGUGGGAGGCGGAUGGAAGUUGCAUGGUGGCUCAUCCAACUACUCGCUACCGCUGCCAUCGUUCAGGCCACCGCCUCCAAUGCAGUACCCAUCCAUGACCGACUACUACAUGCAGUACCAUGCCCCAGCUCCGGCAGCAGCAUCAUCACAGAUGCUCUUUCCACCGCAGGCAAGACAGUCGGAGGGCCCGGUUCCCACCACAAUACCGGGAACACCUUCACAACUGGCACCACACUGGCACCACCUCAGGCCAUUCGCAUCAUGGAGGUAGACAAGGAAACCUGGACUCGAGCGCGGCCCGUUUCGCUGACAUCAUCAGUCGCAGGCCAUGGACUUCAGCCGGACGAGAUCCAGGACUACGACGAGGAGAUGGUCAACCGCAACAUGGAGAUUCCAGUGCCAUCAGGGGCAUUCACAAUGUCGGACGGCAGCUUCUACCGUCUGGGCGAAGGAAAAGAUUGGUUGGAAACAUCAACAAAGCGGUCAAACAUCAACAAAGCGGUCUACAUGCUUGAGUCCGAGAUAGGUGCCAUCAAUAACCUAGCAGGCGACAUGGGCAAGGAUUUCAACAUUGACCUCAUGGAGCUAUUUGCUGGGACCUCAAAGCCUACCAGCAUGGCAAGACGAUUUGGACUGACUGCCCUUCAGCCCUUCGAAAUUGAGGAUGGCCGUGACUUAGCGUCCAAGGCCAUUCAGAAGACCGUCGAUUUUGCCCUGAAUAAGUUCAAGCCCUUGCUGUUGAUGAACUUUGGGGAAGAACUUUGGGAGCUGCGAGAACUUCAGAAACCUUUGCUGAAAUGGGUCCUCAGCAAACUCGAACAACAGCUCAAGCAGGGACGCCUCAUCCUGCUCGAGAAUCCUCUCCGCAGCCGACUCAUCAGCGACCACAACCUUUACAUCGUCAAGUGCGAUGGAGGCUACUUCGGAGCAGUGGACAACAAGGGCAACAUGACCAUCAAGACCUACAAGCUGAUCACCAAUAGCCAGGCGAUCGCUGAAGCGCUUGGACAUCAGCUUUCCAGCGAAGAGAGAGCACAGCGCACACCCUUGGAAGGAGCGAACGUCACUCGCUCUCAGGAAUACCCCACCAAGAUGGUGGAGGCAUUGUUGAAAGCACUUCAGAAAGAAGCACGUCACUGGAAUGCACAUCGUUUUGAGCCAAUACCCAAGGAGGUUUUCUUUGCGCAGCCAACCGAUGACGAGACCACUUGGCGCCGCCUUCUUGAAGAAGUGGAUCAAGUGUUUCGACGUGGCUCGGCGCGAUCUCUGACACUACAACCUGGUCAUGAUCUUUACGACCGCGUCAGUGCAUUGAUCCCUUGGGAAAUUGGCAGAAUUCAGAUUGCAAGCAAGCCUGUGACCAGGCGACAGCCACGAGAGCUACCUCACACGCAUCGAGGCAACAUCCUCCUGCACAACGAUGACACCGUUUCCAUCGAAAUGGAAGAUAUGGUGGUGAACCAAUUUCCAAAGCAGAGGUUCGACAAGCCAGUGAGGGCAGCAAUAUUUUUCUACGGAUUUGCAGCUGCCGAUCAGCCCCAAGAACAAUAA